AUGGAGCCAGCGCAACCUGAAACAACGCAAGUGGUUGCAACUGAUGAAGGUGAAGAAGGAGAAGGAACCCUCCUGAUGUGGCGUCGCAGGGAAAAUGCGCCGCAAGGGUCUACCAUUGACCCUUCACUUUUGAUACUUGCAUUAAAAGAACAUGAAAGAAGAAGAAAAGAAGAGAAGGAGAAAAUGGAGUGCGCAAAACUCAUCAUGGCAGAAGGAAAUCGCAGAAGAAGACUGCAAGAUGAGGAAAUGCGCAGUAAUAAUGAGAUCACAAGGCUUGAAGCGAUAAGGCAACGCAAAGAGGAACAACAUUUGUUGCUGGCCUCCGAGCAGUUUGUAGAAGAGUUCGAGAGAGAAGAAAGAGAAGAGGAUGAGGAUGAGAAAAGGAAUAAGGAAGAAGAGGAGAGGAGAUUGAAAGAAGAGAAGGAGAAGAAGCGCGAAGCUAAUAGGCGACACUUACAGAAGAAGAAGGGUAAAGAACUCGCAGAACGCGAGAAGAAGGAACAACGCAAAGAGUAG
Molecule: messenger RNA, 516 nt
Organism: Benincasa hispida (wax gourd)
Lineage: Eukaryota; Viridiplantae; Streptophyta; Magnoliopsida; Cucurbitales; Cucurbitaceae
Source: RefSeq, a predicted model, not a curated record